GAUUGCAGUUGUCAAGGUAAACAUCAAUUGCCCCUGUUAGGCCUAGUGGGAACGUGUGUGCAACUAGGCUGAUUGGAAGCUAAUCGUAGACCCCAGAAAUGAAUGUCAGGACGUAUAACCCAUCUGUGCGGGUUGGAAAUUGGAAUGAAGAUAUCCAGUUAGAAGAGGAUACUUUGAAAGAUUUCCUAGAGAAAAGGGAAAGGGGAGAGCUGUCUUUCCAGAAGCGUUCCAAACUGUCACAGAUGCUCUUUAAGCCGGUUAACUUGAGUAUCUCCAGAGAUGGCUGUGUCCACUAUGGAGAUGUGGUGGUGUUGCAGUGUCUAGGGGCACAAGAUAGAACCAACUACACAAAUGAUGGACCCCGCAAUACGUGCAAUUUGGCAGUCACUCCUCAGGCCAGUAACCUUUUGCAACUGACCAAGCUUGAGGGUAACUGUGAUGUAUCAGGAAGUACUUCAACAGAGCCCAACCUCCGGAGCUCAUUUGUUAUCAAAGGAUGUGAACCCAACCAUGUGAAGGGUGACAAAUUGUGUUAUGGCCAGGACUUUUUCCUCUGCACCAUGGAUGGUGAGGGUGGUGAUCUGUACCUACAGAGUGACAGGACAACACUAGAAAAGUCUGCUCCUCGUUCUCGUCAUCAGGCAGUGACGUUUGUCAGCCAACCAUCUGCACUCACAAAAUGGAGGAUACUCUACUAUGACCCACGAAUGAGGAUGGAAAAUGAAGAUAUUCCUGUCCCGGCUAACAGUAUAGUGAUCAUCAGUCACAUGAAGACUAACCAGGAUUUAGCAGUGGAAGAAUCUUUUUUAACAAGAACCCCAUUUGGACAUAGAGAAUAUGAAAUAUCUGCCAACACAUAUCUGGAUUCCCAUAAAGCAGAGAAGGACGUGAAUCGAUGGAUGUUGGUGAUGGGAGUGCCAGGUGACGAGAUUUGCCCAAUUGUCCCCGACAGCCAGUGACAGCACUUUCAUAUCUAUAAUUUGAAGAUUAUCAAGACACAAUGACUCAUCAGUGAACACAUUAUAAAAUCCUCUAUGGAAUAGUGUACAACAGAUUAUAAAAGGAUUUAAUCAAAGGAUAUGAGGAUCAACAUUUAAUGAAUCGGGGGAAAAAAGGCCAAUUAAGAGAGCAGAAAUAUAUACAUGGAAUGCACUGAGAGGAGUUAGUUUUUACAGAUUCAGUGAAUAUAUAAACAGUAAAACAAGUUUAUCUCCAAGUCUGAUUUGUCAGGUUCAAACAACCACACAUAUGUGUCUUCAUAAGUGAAAAUGAAAUAUUUGCCAUGUUUAACAAUUCAAGUGUUGGGAUAAAUUGGCAUCUUGAUAAGAUUUGUUGUAAAUACUGACAAGCUAUCACAAAAUUACUAGACCAAGAUUAUUGAUGGAUUUUUUUUGAAAAUGAUGUCAGAAUUGUGACAUAAAUAUUAAAUUGUCAGCAUACCUCUCACUUGAAACACCACAAGUAUGAGUGACAUCACAAAAAACCCAUUAUGAAAUAGUUUCAACAUGUUAAGAGACACUGAGGUUUCAAUAUCAAGCAUUGCAGAGGAACAUAUCAUUCUGUCCAAAUCAACGUUAUCCUUAUUAUAAAAUACCACACAGACAAGUCCUAUUCCUUUGCCAUUAUAAAAUACCACACAGACAUAGAUAUGAAUUUUAACAUCAGUUAAUUGGGCUUAAAUUUACAUAUUGAAAAUAUUCAAUUUGAUAAUCAAAAUAUUGAUUUUGAACUUUUUACAAAAUAAAACCGAAGAAAAUGUGUGUUCUCUUGUCUAGGAUAGAGGUUAAUGUCUUUUCCAAUGAUUUGUAGAGAGUUGGAGAUUUAUAAGGAUGGAUAAUCUCUCAGGAACUAUAAUCAAGAAUUAAAUUUCUUUAAAAAUACAUUUAAGUACUACAAGAGUUUUUACAGUAUUUCAUUAAUAACUACCAAAGAAGUUUGCAUUCCCAUUUCCUGCUUAUAGAUAAUUUAACAUCAAAUGUCAAAUAUAUGAGGUACUACUGUUGAUUGUACAUUGUAGGUCUGUUUUCAUGUCAUACUCAUAUUUACAUGAACAAUACACAAAUAUCUACAAAUAUUGGAGAUGCAUAAAUGUAGGUAUUUGUAAAAAUGUAAAUAAACACGAAGUACCUUAA
Molecule: messenger RNA, 2132 nt
Organism: Mizuhopecten yessoensis (Yesso scallop)
Lineage: Eukaryota; Metazoa; Mollusca; Bivalvia; Pectinida; Pectinidae
Product: cilia- and flagella-associated protein 161-like
Exons: 7
Coding region: 99-959 (286 amino acids)
Biological process (GO): cilium assembly
Cellular component (GO): motile cilium
Source: RefSeq, a predicted model, not a curated record